Molecule: messenger RNA, 1773 nt
Organism: Penaeus vannamei (Pacific white shrimp)
Lineage: Eukaryota; Metazoa; Arthropoda; Malacostraca; Decapoda; Penaeidae
Source: RefSeq, a predicted model, not a curated record
UCUCUUUACCCCAUAGUUCUGUCAUUUGAUUCAUGUUCUCUCCCUCUCUCAAUCGCAGCGGAAGCCGGUCGAGCAAGACCUUCAAGCCCAAGAAGCACAUCCCAGAGGGCACGCACCAGUAUGACCUAAUGAAACAUGCGGCGGCCACACUGGGCUCUGGCAACCUGCGUGCAGCUGUCAUGCUGCCCGAGGGGGAGGACCUCAAUGAAUGGGUGGCUGUCAACACCGUAGACUUCUUCAAUCAGAUCAACAUGCUGUAUGGAACUAUAACGGAGAUGUGUACUGAGGAGUCGUGUCCGGUCAUGUCUGCAGGUCCAAAGUAUGAGUACCAUUGGGCAGAUGGUCAGACUGUCAAGAAACCCAUCAAGUGUUCAGCACCCAAAUACAUAGAUUACCUCAUGACAUGGGUACAAGACCAGCUUGAUGAUGAAGCUCUUUUCCCCUCAAAGAUAGGUGUUCCAUUUCCAAAGAACUUCCCAAGUAAUGCCAAGACAAUACUGAAACGGCUCUUCAGGGUGUAUGCACACAUCUACCACCAACACUUCAGUGAAGUGGUACAGCUUGGGGAGGAAGCACAUCUUAAUACAUCCUUCAAGCAUUUCAUAUUCUUUGUCCAAGAGUUCCAGUUGAUAGAACGGAAAGAACUGGCCCCCCUGCAGGAGCUGAUUGACAAACUAGCGGCCAAGGACCGAUGAUUUAACCUGUAAAAUGUAUAAAAAAGGACUUCCAGGGAAGUGAAUAAGGCGGUAGGAAUGAGGGUCUGUAUUCCGCUGCUGUUGUCUCAGAUUGAAGCUGGAUUUGCUCUCUUACAUGGUCAUCUUAUCUAACUGAAGAAGUCAAAUAUAUAAGCAGUGUAAGGUUUGAGUAUUUCACUACUGUAUUUAUUGGAAGAGCCCCAUCCAUGAUAUUUCACUUUAUAGGAAAAAAAGGGGGAAGAGCUUAGACUGUGUGGGGCAGUUGAGGGUGGUUGUGGGGAGGUGGGGAACUUGGUGGUACAAAGGGGUACUGGGGCAAAAUUAUGUUGGAAGAGGAUGUAGAGGAGACUCACCAAACUGGCUUUGGAGUGAGAGUGGCAUUUUAGGUACAUUUGAGAAUUUCCAGUAAAAUAAGAAUAGUUAGAUUUUUUUUUCCUUUUUUCCUUUUUUUAGAUAGAAAGAUGAUAGAAUGUAACAGAUCCAGAUCCAGACAGAGGAAAAUUAUGGUAUUUUGUUCUGAAAUGGUAGAAAAGUUAUUUCUGGUUUCAAAAGAAGAGGCAUAUAGUAUGUUGGGGGAAGUAAAUAGAUACAAAAGAGAUGCCUUAUGUUUCAUGCUUCAGGUCUGCUUGUUGUACUUAUUAAGGCUAGAAUGUUGUUUGCAAUAGAAAGGUUUCUGUUGGUCAUUUUGAGCAAGGACAUGAUGGUCAAAUUAUCUUAAUGAGCCUUUUGAUUUUUGAUUGUAUUUAUAUUUCUUUGUUAAGAGGGAGAGGUUAAAUCAUGUGCUGAAUUGAACUAACAUAAAUUUGAUUUAUAUUGUACUGAGAACAGUAGACACUGAAAUAAAGUUCUUUUCAGCUUGAAAAAGUGUAUUGAGAUGAUAUUGUUGUGAUUAUUAUUAUGAGGAUUUGAUUAUAAUUUUUGUUCAUGUGAUUUUGGUAAUGAUGAUGAUAAUGAGGAUGAUAAUUAUGAUAACAGUGAUUAUGAUUCAAGAUUGCAAAUAAUCAAACUUUUAUUUACAACAUCUCCAGUAUAUGUAUUCUUAGUAGAUAAGAUUCAGUACAUCCCUUGUGCAAUUUUA